Pleuronectes platessa (European plaice) is the source of this 4327-nucleotide messenger RNA. RefSeq names its product ceramide kinase-like (gene cerkl). Bases 151 to 1806 code for a protein of 551 amino acids. Gene Ontology annotation, molecular function: kinase activity. The transcript has 13 exons. NCBI's taxonomy places the organism in Eukaryota, Metazoa, Chordata, Actinopteri, Pleuronectiformes, Pleuronectidae. The record is from RefSeq and is a predicted model, not a curated record.
CAUGCUGAUGCCGCGACGUCUCCAUAGCGACCAGACCCCGGAAAUAAACCCUAACCUGCCGAGGGGAGAGUUUGGUUUAUUAGCCCACUGCUCCUUCAGCUGCCUCUUUGUUUACCUGAGGGGAGUUUGUUUGUUUGUUUGUUAAUAAUCAUGUCGGAGCCCGAGGAGGAGCUGAGCCAACAGAGAGACAGCUCAAAGAAGAAGAAGAAGACAGACAAACGGAGCGGGAAGAAGAAGAAGAAGAAGCGGAGGGAGAGACGGGAAGAAGAGGAAGAGGAGCAGGAGGUGGGGGAAGAGGAGAAAAAGGAACACAGUGAAUGUGUCGUGCUGCGUGGGAUCUUCAGACUGGGGAAGAAGAGUCACGACGUUCUGCUCACCCGAACCAGACUGAGCUGGACCCCCAUCACGCCUGAGACCCCCACAGGUGAGCCAUGUGUAACACAGCCAGGUUUGCUGCUGCUGCAGGACGUUUAUGCAGUGAAGGUGAAGCGGCGGCGAGCAGCAGGCCAGGAGUCGGGGGGAGCCGUGCUCGGCGUGGCCCUCUUCUGCUGCAAGAGGACAGGGAGGAAGCUGGAGGUGGACACGCUUCACCUCAACAACGCCUCCACGGAACACACACAAACCUGGUACAACACCCUGAGGGAGCUGCUCACAGGGUUCAGUCGUCCUAGGUACCUGAAGGUCUUCAUCAACCCCAGCAGCCACAAGAAGGAGUCUGUGCACAUCUACAGAGAACACGUGGCUCCGCUCUUCAAGAUGGCCGACGUCCGCACCGACAUCACGGUGACAGAGAGAAAGGGUCAUGCUCUCUCAGUGAUGAAGGAAUGCAAGCUGGAUGAAUAUGAUGGGGUGGUUUGUGUUGGCGGUGAUGGCUCGGUGGCGGAGCUGUGUCACUCUCUGGUCCUCAGAGCUCAGCUGGAUGCAGACUCCCCAGAGAAACCAGUGAAACCAGUGCUGCCGCUGGGGAUCAUUCCUGCAGGCUCCACAGAUGUGGUUUCCUGUUCUGUUCAUGGAGUUAGAGAUCCGGUCACAGCAGCGCUCCACAUUGUUCUGGGUCACCAGCAGCAGGUGGACAUGUGCAGCUUCUCGUCUCUCGGUCAGUUGGUGUGUUUUGGUUUCUCCGCCAUGUUUGGCUUCGGUGGGCGGAGCUUAGCAAGGGCGGAGAAGAAGAGGUGGAUGCCGUCAUCGCGGCGACGAGAGUACGCCCUAUUGAAGACGCUGGCAAGACUAAAACCGGAGGAAUGUCAGCUGUCUUUCCUCCCAGCGAAGAAAUCAACCGGGAGUCUGUCUGAACAUCUAGAUACCGACCAGGAUCUGGACCAGGAUCCAGAGGAGACCUGGACGACCAAUCAGGGCCUGUAUCUGAACAUCAGCAUCAUGUCCAUCCCCUGUCUGAGUCCACAUGCACCUCGAGGACUUGCUCCUAACACCAGUUUGGCCAAUGGCAGCGCGACGCUGACCGCAGUGGGAAACACUUCCAGGUCAGAGUUUGUCAAACACCUGAAGAGAUACAACAGCUCCAGUGGACAGUUCAGCUUCUCCUUCGUGGAGACGCACGACGUGUCAGCGGUGAGAGUCCGUCCCCGCUCACUCGUUGGCUGGUCGGAAGAGGAGAGCGAGGAGGAGGUCGACUCCAAAACAACACCCAUCAUCCAAUCAGAGGGUGCCGCCUUCCCCUGGAAUAUUGAUGGGGAGCUGGUGGAAAUCGCUAACGAAGUGCUCAUCAGGGUCCACCCGCGGCUCAUCACGCUGUACGGGGACGAGGUGGAUGAGGCCGAUACAACCGUCACCUGCAGUUGUAUCUGAUUCCAGCAGAGCUUUGUUGGCCCCAAACAGGUCGCCUCGGUAACCUUGACUCAGCAGUGCCACCUAAGUCGUUGCGUUUUCAAUAGCAACGGAAUUUUUGUCCAAGAUGUAUUAAAAGUAGCAAGAAGGUGCAAAAAAUCUGCAUUAAUUGAUGUUACAUUUUUUGCCCUAAAGAUUAAUCUUUUGCAGCUUUAAAUAACAACACAUUAACUGAUGCACGGCCAUUAAUUGCUUUUUAUACCUGUUUAACUCCUUUCACUGAUUGAAUGGCUAAUUUUCAAAUGAAUGUUUAAAUUUUUCUAUAUUGUAAUUAGGCUGCCAGCAUCGUUCAAUUGACCUGUCAUUUAUUUGUGUUGUAUUGUUUUUUUUUACAAGUUUGACUUCUUAAUUUAUGUCACCCAGUGUUUAGCUGGCUCUACAUCAGUGACCUGAAGCUCUGGUUUAAUAUUUCUUCUUGAAAAUGUGAAAUGUAAAUUAAAUGUAGUUGUGGCAGUUACCUGUGAAAUAACCAGCAAUGAAUCAUAGUUAAUAUCAAAUAUAUAUAAAUUAAUAUUAAACAUAUUCAAGAUAAAUAACUUUCAAACUUAUUUUUCAACAUAUAAAAAGCUGUUUUCUAUUAAGCUUGACAGUUUUUUUAUUGAGAUCAUAUAUUUUUAGAAUGACGCCUGUGAACACAGAAAAGGACAAGUUGUUGCUUAAAUAGAAAAUCGUUUUUUUCUUUUUAAUAGAUGUGUUGAUAAAAACAGUGAGACUCUCCAGUGCAGAACAACUUGACAUAAACAAAAACACAAUAUUAAAGCAUUAAAGACAUUUCUGUGUGAUGUGCUUUUGUACUGAGCAGAUAAAGAGAAGGGAGGAAGCAGCUGUUUUAACCGUCUGUAUUCUCAGAGCACCGACAGUUAAAACAAACUUUUUAACACUUUUAAUAACUCAAACAUUGUUAAAAGCCGAUUUACAAGUAGUCGUCUAGGAUUUAAUCCUGUGGCUCAAUGUGUUUACCUGAACCACCUCUUCUGACAUCACCCACCUCUCUCAGUUCUUUUUUCACUGAUGUGUCGUUUGAAGAAUAUCAGAGCACCUUAAGAAUCACUUAAUAAAUAAAUGUAUUAUUAUCGAUCUCCGAGUCAUGUGGGCAUGUAGAGACACUCAGCAAAUAAAGAAGAUAAAAACAUUUCACUGAAGUCAAACAGCAAAAAGUAUUCAAGCUGGACUUGAUGUCACUUGAUAUGUUUCUCGAAGUUUUACGUAAAGGAAACAGACAAUCCUUCUCACGUCAGUCCCACCUGGCCGUACAUUGUUCUCAGUUUGUUUUUGGCACAGGAUUAUUUCCCUGAAUUGAUCAGUCAGUGGAAAACAAGCAGACGACAGUUACAACAGUGAAAUCAGACUGAAGGCGUUAAGGCUUUUUUGGGGGGUUUGUGUUUUACAUUCUGCUAAGAAUGUUUUCUCCCAGCUUUCAUCCUCUGACAUGGAAAUAGAUUGUUUUCCUGUCGAUGUAAACAACCAGCCAUAUCCUUUAUCCUAUACAUUUUUAUAAAGGACCGCUACGCCACUUAAAUUUGUAUCUUACUGAUCAUUUGGGGCUUUUAUGGAAACAUUAUACCAUUAAUAAUCAAAUUAAUAAUAUCACAUUAACUAUAUAACAAUAGGUAGAAUAUCUGUGGAAACAGGAACGACGGCUGUUUAACCAUAGAAUGGAAAAUAUUGUGUAUAUUGAAUAUAAAACCAAAUGUUUAUGUUUUAAGUGCAACUUGGCUCACCAAGGAAAAAUGUGAUAGCUAUUAUAAGUCCUAAAAUAUCCUGAGGCUCAAAAAGAUGUCAGAUGUACUUUUACAAACUAGAUACAACUAUAGAUUUUAUUCAGAUAAUUACAGCUGUUAUCGUUGUUUCCUCGUGUCCAAUCGGUUCUUUCAGUUUGCCCUGACACCCAGUGCUGUGUAUCUCUGGUCACAUAAAACGUGAGGAGACAAGUCAGCCAAAUGGAAACCAGCCAGCAGCAACCCACUUCCUGAGCUUCUUACUAGUUUCUAUUAAUAAAGUGGAGAAAAGCCCCAACUUUCAGUAAUCAUCUCGAUGGUCCACUAAGGAGGAAAAAGAUGUAUUAAGCUCUGUCUCAUGAUUUUCUGCUCUAUCAAAGCUCUGUCAAAAAAGGUGUUGAAUAAAAAAACAUGUGGUGCAACACAACUUGUAAGCUUCAGUUCAGCCAACUACUCCCUGAAAGGCCAGCAGUGCAAUGAUCACUGUUGUUCAGCGCUACAAAUUCUCAUCUUCUAAACAAAAAUUUGCCUGAGGAAAUCAACUGAAUGUGACAUUUUAGUUAAGAUGCGGCUGUGACAUGAAACUCAAACAAAACAAAUGUCACAAGUUCUGGUAUUUACUGUCUGUUAAAUCUGCAGCCUGUGAUCUGAAUGGUUAGACUGCAUCCACAUGGAGAAGUCCUCAGUCCGUCCUGGGGAUGUCCUUCCCCUCCGUCCUCUCACUCACUCCUCUUCACUGUCUCUGUCUAAUAAAGGUCUAAAAA